UGCAAGGUUACAUUUUGUAAAUAGUGAAAUAAAAUACAAUUCGUGCCGAUCCCGUGAAAAACAAACGAGAGUAAUCAUGCAACGAAACGAUCAAUUGCAGCAGCACGACGAAACACAAAGAAAUGCUUUAAAUUUCCAAUUUUCGCCCGAGGAGAUGAGAGUCCUUCGGGAAUGCAAUCGUGAAUCUUUUUUCCAACGAUCACUCCCGCUCGGUACCUUAAUGGGUUUUGGAGCAUGGUAUGCUGUUAAGAACAACUAUUUGAAGGCAAGUGCUCGGUUUGGACCCGCCCCGAAGGUAUUGGUUGGCGUAACGCUUGGCUAUUUUAUUGGUAAAAUAAGUUACCAAGGGAAAUGUGCUGAGAAAAUACUGCAGCUGCCCAAUUCCCGACUUGCCGAAUUAAUGCGUCAACGUCGUCAGGGUACGACCGGAAUGUCGGAUACAUUCCUACCAGAUCAAGGAUUUGGUGCAUCCAGCAUGUUGACACCGUUUGCGUCCACCCCGGCACUGGACCGUCAGCCCGAUGAAGCACCCGUUAGUCAAGGUCAACUCAAUAUGGAUUUUGAUAUUCCGCACUACUCCGGACUGGAUGACAGUGGACGACCCACCAUUGAUUCUACUGGAUCCCUAGAUGAAGAUCUUCAGUUACCGCUCGCACCGAAGGCAUCCAAAAGCUACGACGAGUUACGCCGGCAGAAUCGCGAAGAAUACUUAAAACGUCAGCAACAGCCCUAUCGACCUGCAACCAUUCUUGAAGAUAGCCCUCCAAUACGUCGAGACGCUCAAGAUCGCAGGAGUACCGCCACCGAGGAUCAGUCCGUUCCGAGUGCUCCUUCGAUAAAGAACAAGUACGGGGACGCCUGGUCACAAUAGGAAAAUGCUACAAUUCUUUCACGGUCUAUCAUCGUUAUACGAUAGAGGAUUUAUAGUAAUCCAUAACCAACAAAUACAAACAUCAGUUAAAAUAGCAAACUGAAUUAGUUUUAUUAGAA
This is a messenger RNA of Anopheles coustani, 990 nucleotides long. It is a transcript of the gene asrij, whose product is annotated as OCIA domain-containing protein 1. The record is from RefSeq and is a predicted model, not a curated record. The coding region runs from base 77 to 871 and encodes 264 amino acids. The transcript is spliced from 5 exons. Gene Ontology annotation, cellular component: endosome. NCBI's taxonomy places the organism in Eukaryota, Metazoa, Arthropoda, Insecta, Diptera, Culicidae.